GCUGACACGUGUGCCAGGGAGUGGCUGCAAUACCAGGGCAACUGCUAUGGCUAUUUUGAAGCUAAGAUGACCUGGGAAGAAGCUGAGAUUGAAUGCCAGAGUUACCACCGUGGGGCACACCUUGCCUCUAUCCUCACUGUUGCAGAGUCUCUCGUGGUGGCUGAUCACAUCUUCGCUUACCAGACAGAACCCAGCAAUGUGUGGAUUGGACUGCAUGAUAUCCGACAUAACGGCAAGUGGAGGUGGUCAGAUGAGUCUACCUACAACUAUAAAGCAUGGAUGCUGGGGGCACCCAACAAACGGGGCGGAAAUAAAUAUUGCGUGGAGCUGCUACGUUCCGUGAGUGGGGCAGCUGUUCCUGAUGCUGACUCACCUCAACAACGGGAAGAAAGAGUCAUCAUUAAACGUUCAGCCAUUCAUGGCCAGGAGACCAUCCAAGCACCUACAGACUUAGCAGACAGCCCCAGCAUAUCUUCCAAGGAAGAAAGCUCAGCAGCAGAAGGACUCAGCUUCGUGGUUUUUCUGCCAGUGUCAGCCCCAGGGCCGUUGGGCAAGACACCUUCCAUGGUCCCCUUUCCUUCAGUGGGUCUACCUCCUGAAUGCAACAAGUUCAAGGACAUGAAGUCUGUUGCUUAUCUUAGUGUCUUUCUGGCUGGCUUCCUGGUUUCAACAGUGAAAGCUGACACCUGUGCCAGAGAGUGGCUGCAAUACCAGGGCAAUUGCUAUGGCUAUUUUGAGACUCAGAUGACCUGGCAUGAGGCAGAGAUUGAGUGCCAGAGUUACAGGCGUGGGGCCCACCUUGCUUCCCUCCUUACCCCCGCAGAGACCCUCGUGGUAGCCAAUCACAUUGCUGCUUACCAGACUGACAUCAGCAAUGUCUGGAUUGGUUUGCAUGACAUCCGACAUAGUGGAAAAUGGAGGUGGUCAGAUGAAUCUACCUACAACUACAAAGCAUGGAUGCCGGGGGCACCCAACAACUUGGGGAAGGACGAGUAUUGUGUUGAGCUGAGGCAUUCUGUGAGAGAGGAAGUUGUUCCUGGUGAUGGCGCACCUGAGCAAAUAGCAGCAGGAGCCCCCAAGGGAAGUGCCCAUGAAAGAAGAUGCCAUCCUGAAGAAAGAGUUCGCAGUGAACGUGCAGAAUUCUCCAAGUGGAAUGAUGCAAAGUGCCACAAACUGAACUCCUACAUCUGCAAACAUGAACUGUAGCAAGGGCCUGGAUUCAACUGUGCUUAGGAGAUACUUGGGAUGCAAAGGA
This is a messenger RNA of Podarcis raffonei (Aeolian wall lizard), 1255 nucleotides long. RefSeq lists its product as uncharacterized. The coding region runs from base 67 to 1206 and encodes 379 amino acids. The transcript is spliced from 10 exons. Gene Ontology annotation, molecular function: signaling receptor activity. NCBI's taxonomy places the organism in Eukaryota, Metazoa, Chordata, Lepidosauria, Squamata, Lacertidae. The record is from RefSeq and is a predicted model, not a curated record.